UGCAAAUUUACUUUUUUUCCCCCCAGUCAAAGUUGGUCCGUCUGCUGUGAAAUGAAAUUGGAAAAUGAGAGCAGCGAAAGGAGUAACCGAGGAGAUCAAAUUGAAAAUAAUGCACAUUGACAUCAAAUAUGUGACAGUACCGUAGUUGUAUUAGCGACGGUUCGUUAUGACAGACGUUGCACGGUGUUCUGUCUUGCUCCGUUUUUGUUAGCUAUAUGGACGUUAAACUAGCUGGCUAGCCACCUCCCUGUCACGAGCAACGCCGGGGUGUAUUCUUCGUUUAGACUUCGGUUCAUCACCGUACUGCAGUAUGUUACAGUGGCCGAAAGGAGGGCCAGGGCUCGGUUAUAGCAUUUGAGAUUCACCGCUGUACAAGAGCAUCAGUUCACACCAUUUGUCAACAAUGCACAACUCGUUGCAAGCUAUAAUUAUUGCCAUCUUUUAUGCAAGUUAGCCAGUCAGCAGUUAAUAUUAUGGCACAGUACAGAAAAUAAUAGCCAGUAACAUUUCAGUGCCGUGGUACAAGUGCAGGUGGUGCAUUCCGAAAAGUGAUAAGGGAUCAUACACGGCAGGAUGGAGCGAGCAGGCAGCAUCCAGCUGGACGUCCCUGACUUUAGCAACUCUGUGCUGUCCCAACUGAACCAGCUGCGUAUGCAGGGGCGGCUGUGCGACAUAGUGGUGAACGUGCAGGGCCAGAGCUUCCGUGCUCACAAGGUUGUGUUGGCUGCCAGCUCCCCUUACUUCCGAGACCACAUGUCACUGGGCCAGAUGAGCACUGUGUCCCUGUCAGUCAUCCGCAACCCGUCGGUGUUUGAUCAGCUCCUCUCAUACUGCUACACCGGGAGGCUGUGCCUGCAGCUGGCCGACAUCAUCAGCUACCUGACGGCCGCCAGCUUCCUGCAGAUGCAGCACAUCAUUGACCGCUGCACGCAGAUCCUUGAGGGCAUCCAUCUAAAGAUCAGCCUGGCGGAGGAGGAGCUGGGGGCCGGAGGGGGGCACAGGGGGGCUGGGAGCUUGGAGGGAGGAGGAGGAGGUGGGGUAGGAACAUCAGGGGGCUCCCUAAGCCCGCGCCACAGCAGCCCCAGGGUUCUGGGACCUCAAGGAAGCAGAACCCGAAGUGCCAUGGAUAUCCGAGAGGUGGGAAGCCCAGCGGGGGAGUCCAUGAGCCCCCAGAUGGUGGAGCACAGUGGGCUGGGCCCGGAGGGUCUGCCUGGGGGGGUGGAAGUGGGCAGCAGGCUGGGGAAGGAGCCCAUACUGCGCAUCAAUCGGGCCGGCCAGUGGUACGUGGAGGCAGAGUCAGAGAGGGGGAGUGGCGGUGAAGAGGGGGAGUCAAUGCGGGUGGUGGAUGGUUUGAGGAUAAAGACGGAGAGGAUGGAAGAGUGGACUGGGGCUGAUACCCAGGAAGAAGGGAGCGGGGCGGAAGAGGGAGCAGCCAUGAUGAUUGACACGUCCGUGUGCAGCUCGCUGGUGCAGGAGGGUAUUGUCACAGGGGCCAAGAGCUCUCAGCCCUCCAGCAGCUUCAGUGAAACUGAGAGGUUUAGUCCUACUGGCAGUGUGGUGGUGAUGGCAGAGAGACCGAGAGCCAAGAGUGAGUCACCCAGCAGAGUAGACGACCAGUGCCAUCCCAACUCGCAGGGGGAGGAGCAGGCUGUGUUGGGCGGCUACGAGGAGUACCUGCGUGAACAGGUGGCUGACCGCUGGUGCCACUACAACCCUCGACUCACCUGCAUCUACUGCUGCAAGUCCUUCAACCAGAAGGGCAGCCUGGACCGCCACAUGAGGCUGCACAUGGGCAUCACACCUUUUGUGUGCCGCAUCUGCGGCAAGAAAUACACCCGCAAGGACCAGCUCGAGUACCACAUCCGCAAGCACACAGGAAACAAGCCCUUCCAUUGCCACGUCUGCGGGAAGAGCUUCCCCUUCCAGGCCAUCCUCAACCAGCACUUCCGCAAGAACCACCCGGGCUGCGGCCCUCAAGAGGUGGCCCACAGCGCCUCCCCAGAGACCACCACUGUCUCCUCCAGGGGGGGGCAGAACGAGGAGGCGUCGCCCAGCCAGGAGGAGCCAGAUGUGGGUGGAGGUGGGGCCUCUUUCAGAGAGGGUGUCCAGGCCUCUGUCUCCACCACUGGGCCUGAUUGACCCAGUGGACCAGGGAGGGAGAUGGUUGGGGUAUAGGAGGACAGGGUAUAGGUUAGGUUAAUGGUUUGUACUCUCCUGCCAGUGGAGGAAAGACAAUGUAUGUUGAAGUUGCUUCAAAGGAAAUGAUGAUAAGGGGGAGGUCAGAAGGUCAAGUCCAUCCAGGGUGGGAUUUUUAUAAGCAUUGUUUUUUAUUUUUAAUUCCUUCGACUAAACUGCAGGGACAGGAGAACGAAGCAACAGAGUAGUUUGAUAUGGCACUUCGUAAUAUGUCGUUAUUUAUAAAUGAUAUUUCCGCUUUAAACCAUAUCUACCUUCACAAUACAAACAUGAACAGAUUAAGCCAACACAUGAAGAAAUGCCACACACUCCCAAUAACCUCACAACACUGAAUGCAGUGGUUUUUAUUUGACUUUUCUUAUGUUAGUUUUAUUAUUUUGUAUAAUAACUACAUACAAUUUCAAUUCUUGCCUUUUGUCUUGAGACAAUCUUGAACAGAUGGGGGUCAGUGAUAAUCAGACUCCUCUUUCAUACAUUAAAUGGGCAAUUCCUCGGUUACUCAUGGUUUUCACAUAAAAAUGUAUGUCAAACAAAAAGCAAUGGUUGCAAAGUUGAACAAACCAUACACAUUUUUUUACACAAGGACUACUUUGAACAAUUUCCAAUUUUACAAAAACACAUUUACUUGAGGUAACAAAAACAUUUACUUUGACAGUGCAGAGGCAAAGUUUGGUAACAGAAUGACAACACCAACAGCACAAACUGUCAUUCUGUUACCAGACUUUGCAUCUGCUCAAGUAAAUGUAUUUUUGUCAAAUGUUCUGUGUAAUUUAUUAAGUAGUCCUUGUACAUAGUUGUAUGGUUUGUUUACAGAGAGAGUCUCAGCAUCACUGUUAUGGUGGAAUUGCCCACGUGCCAGAAUGGCUUAAAAAUGCAAUUCCACAUGAAUAGUAGAUAUGGAUGGCCCAGUGAACAAAACCAGUUAAUUUGGUAGAGUAAUUGAGUACAAUUCUGAAAAUAACACUGAUGUCAGUCUUAUGAUGAUUUUAUGUCAUGUGUCUUAACACGGCUAAAUGCAUUCAGAAGUAUACCAUUAUUUAAUCAGUGCAACACUUUUACAAUGUAUUAAGAUAUUGGCAAAGGUAAGAGGCCUUUUAAAGAGGACUUGUUAAUCCAUAUGUAUUUGAACCAUACCUCCACAUUUUUAACCAGCUGCUGAAUGCAUACUUCUAUACAGGAACACAGGAAACUCUGUUUUUUAAACAUUUUUUUUACCUCAGAUAAGCUACAAUAAAACUCUGUUACCUCUCACACAUCACUACGCAAUACAGCUCUGCUCCAAGCAGAUUGGUCGAUGCACUCAGUUGAAUUUACAGUAUGUUCUCAUUUUUCUAUGUUGUGGUUAACUACCUUUUUCUUAUUUUUACAAGUGACAGUUUUUUUUGCAUAAGCGCAUCUGAACAUUUUUAUCAAGCUCUGACAAUGUAUCUGGAGGAUGUAGAGACAAGAUUGUAAUGGAGGACACUCAUCGCUAUUGGGGGUGUCCGAAGGAGGAGAGAUGAGACUCUGCAGCUGUUCUGUAGUACCACCCAAGAGAAAGACUCUGCAGCUGUUCUGUAGUACCACCCAAGAGAAAGACUCUGCAGCUGUUCUGUAGUACCACCCAAGAGAAAGACUGCAGCUGAACUGUAGUACCACCCAAGAGAAAGAAUGCAGCUGAACUGUAGUACCACAAGAGAAAGAAUGCAGCUGAACUGUAGUACCACCC
Molecule: messenger RNA, 3904 nt
Organism: Oncorhynchus keta (chum salmon)
Lineage: Eukaryota; Metazoa; Chordata; Actinopteri; Salmoniformes; Salmonidae
Product: zinc finger and BTB domain-containing protein 37-like
Exons: 4
Coding region: 574-2139 (521 amino acids)
Biological process (GO): regulation of transcription by RNA polymerase II
Molecular function (GO): DNA-binding transcription factor activity, RNA polymerase II-specific; protein binding; RNA polymerase II cis-regulatory region sequence-specific DNA binding
Source: RefSeq, a predicted model, not a curated record